Molecule: messenger RNA, 1599 nt
Organism: Oryctolagus cuniculus (rabbit)
Lineage: Eukaryota; Metazoa; Chordata; Mammalia; Lagomorpha; Leporidae
Source: RefSeq, a predicted model, not a curated record
GGGAGAGCCAAUCCUACCCUCCCAGGGCUGGAGCGCAUGUGGAGCCCUGGGCCUCGUAGCCCACACACGACUCUGUGGUCCCUGUCUCUUCGCGUGCCUUUUACUCAACACCAGAAACUAACGGUUGUUUAAACCUCGCAAUUCCAGAAACUUCCCUAGGUCUUGUCCAGUUUUUUAAAAAGGGGCUGCCCAGUGAGGCGGAGAAAGUGGACUGGUGUCGAGUGAUUGAUAACUCCGUCAACCAAUAAGGAUUCCUAUCUCGCUCGCCUCAGGAAAACCAUCGUAACUCCGUCUCCAGCUGGAUUUGUGCGUGACAGCGUAUAAUUCACGAUUUCGUUUUCAAUAAAAAAAAGCAUUCGUUUUUGAAACUGAAGGCCUUCAAGGCGAAGAGCGGCAUGUCCUCGCGACGGGCGGCCCGUAGGCGGAUCCUGAACAAAAGUCUCCUUAUCAAAGAGGCGUCACCCAGAGGCAAGCCAAAAGCCUCAGGCUAUUGGCUCCUUGCUUUCCGUGAUGGGCAACCUCCCCGGCCAGUGGCUUCUUCGUCUAGAGGCGUCUCCUCCUCGCCCCGGGCCGGGCCCUGCCCCAAGCCGCUCUUGCUGGUGGAGAUGGGCUCAGCCAAGAGCGUCCCCGUCACCCCAGCGCGGCCGCCGCCGCACAACAAGCUCCUGGCCCGAGUGGCGGACCCGCGUUCCCCCAGCGCCGGCAUCCAGCGCACUCCCAUCCAGGUGGAGAGUUCCCCACAGCCAAGCCUGCCCUCGGGAGAACAGCUGGAGGGGUCCAAACAGGCCCAGGAUUCGGAUCCCCGCUCUCCAACCCUUGGCAUCGCGCGGACACCCAUGAAGACCAGCAGUGGAGACCCCCCAGGCCUCCUGGUGAAGCAGCUGAGUGAAGUGUUUGAGACUGAAGCCUCCAAAUCCAGUCUUCCCCCCGAGCCAGCUCUGCCCCCAGAGCUACCUUCCUCCUCUGACUCGGACUUGCCGCUGGGUCCUCAGUUAGCCCUUGAGGGCCACAUGCCAGCCUGGAAGCCGACUGAGCUCCCCUCCAGACAGGGGCUUUCCACGGAGGAAGCAAGACAGCCCACGGAGACCCCUGUGGGCAGCCAGAGCUCAGACAAGGCCCUGAGAGAGCCUGAGACGCCCCGAUCUUCAGGUUCUAAGCACAAUAGGCGGAAACCGAGUGGCAAAGUGUUAGGGAGACCCCCACUCACCAUCCUGCAAGACGACAACUCCCCCGGCACCCUGGCGCCACGGCAGGGAAAGCGGCCUUCUCCCCUAAGUGCCAAUGCUCGGGAGCUGAAGGAAGGGUCCGUGCUCGGGACCGGGCGGCUUCUGAAAGCUGGAGGGCGAGCCUGGGAACAAGGCCAGGACCACGACAAGGAAAACCAGCACUUUCCUUUGGUAGAGAGCUAGGCCCUGUGGGGCCAGCGACGGGCUCUCCGGGACCCAGUGACUUCCGCAUCCUUCCCCCCUGUGCCUGGGAGCCCAAGGAAAGGCUUGUCUUCGACUCCUCCUAAACCAGCCACUCUGGACUGAGAACGUUACUGGGCUUUCUUAGUAUCUCGUGUGUCUCUUGUAUAUUAAAGGAAGUGAUUUUAUUUUA